Messenger RNA from Oldenlandia corymbosa var. corymbosa, 5259 nucleotides. NCBI's taxonomy places the organism in Eukaryota, Viridiplantae, Streptophyta, Magnoliopsida, Gentianales, Rubiaceae. The record is from the annotation of a GenBank genome assembly.
AUGUCAGUCCCAGAUGCAGCAAUUGGGUACCUGCUGAACAACCUAGACCAAGUAGUGAGGUACAACUAUCAUCUGAUUGCGGACGUGAAGGACAACAUUGAAUCGCUUUCCAGUGAGCUGAAGUUGCUGCAAGGGUUAAUGAAGGAUUUCAUCAAGUACAAUAACGACAGCGACUACCUCAAAGAGUUGGUCAACUCCAUUAGAUCCAUAGUUGAAGAAGCUGAGGAUGCUGUUGAUACUUAUGUUGUUAAGGCCGCGCUCCAGAAAUCGAAGAGCAAAGUCAACCAAACUCUUCACUCCAUCGACUACGCCAAACAGCUCCGGUCCGUUGGGAAACAAAUUGAACAAAUCAUUGACAAGGUUAAGAAAAUCGUUGAAGGCAAGGCCCAGGGUGCUAUUCAGAUCUUGCAACAGCAAACCGGUGAUAAGAUUCAUCAACCCGCUAAGCCCAAAGAGGAAGAGCAUGUGGUUGGUUUUGAUGGCGCAAUUGAACACGUGAGCAAACUCCUCACUAAAGGAUCAGAAAAGCUAGAAGUAAUCUCGAUAGUAGGAAUGCUAGGAUUAGGGAAGACCACACUAGCUAAAAAAGUUUUUAACCACCAAGAUGUUGAUUAUGAGUACAUGAUUCGGGUUUUUGUCUAUGUCUCAAGACAAUAUGAAAGGAGGGAAGUUUUCCUCAAGAUAUUGGGUUCAAUUUCUAAAAUCAAUGAUGAGUUGAGCCGCAUGUCAGAAGAUGAUCUAGAAACACAUCUUCGCAAGAAUUUAGAGGGGAAACAAUAUUUGAUUGUGUUGGAUGAUGUUUGGGAGCAAAAAGAUUGGGAUAGAUUAAGAGAUGCGUUUCCUAUAAACAACAAGCGUUGUAGAGUCCUCAUAACUACUCGACAUGAGAAAGUAGCUGACCAUGCUAAGAAUUCGGAUACGCCUUUCUACAAAUUAGACUUUCUACCAUUGGACAAGAGUCGUGAGUUGCUUCGUUGGAAGGUUUUUCGGGAUAACACCUUCCGCGAUGAGUUUGACAAGUAUGAGGAACAAAUUGCAAAAAAAUGUGAUGGAUUACCACUUGCUAUAGUAGUUAUUGCAGGUUUUAUAGUUAAUCAUCCAACAAGAAUUGAAUGGUGGAAAAAGGUUGCUGAAAGUGUGAAUGAUUAUAUUGCUAGGGAUCAAGGGCAAACUGCUAAGGUUAUAGAUUUGAUGUACACACACUUGCCAAACCAUUUGAAACGUUGUUUUCUGUAUCUUGGGGUCUUUCCAGAAGACUUUGAAAUCCCAGUGUGGAAAUUAGUGCGGUUAUGGAUUGCAGAAGGGUUUAUACCGCAGGAUGGAAGUGUGAGUUUGGAGGACAUGGCAGAGGAGUACCUGGAUGAACUUAUUUAUAGAAACUUGGUCAUAGUUGCACAAAGGCGAUCAGAUGACAAAAUCAAAACUUGUCUCAUCCAUGACACUCUGCAUGAUUUUUGCAAGAAGGAAGCAGACAAAGAAAACCUCUUCCAAGAAAUUAAAAAAACAAAUAUUUCCUCCUUAUUAGUAAACCCAAUCUUGGAUCAACGUCGAAGACUUUGCCUCAAUAAUGUCGAUGUUCUGACCUUUCUUUCUUCGGCACGUUCUGGUAAGUACAUUCGCUCUUUCUUAAACUUUUCUAGGGAGGAGACCAAUGUGGAUGUAACACAGGUUUCUAAAAUUGCAAAAACCUUCAACCUUCUCCGAGUGUUGGAGAUUCAGUCUCUCAAAUUCACCCGUAUGCCCAUUGACCUAAGCAAUCUUGUGCUUUUGAAAUAUAUAGCCAUAUCUUCAAACCUUAGCACCAUACCAGAUAAACUCACUGACUUGUGGAAUAUGCAAACUCUCAUAGUGAACACAGAUUCAUCUUCACUUGUGAUAAAAGCAAACAUAUGGAAGCUGCCCCAGUUCAGGCAUUUGCACACUAAUACAUCCACAAUUCUACCUUCCCCUAAUUCCACAAACCCAAAAAAGAAAGAUGAGGUUUUCAUUGUUCAAAAUGUCCAAACGUUGUCCACCAUUUCCCCUGAGAGUUGCACCAAGGUAAUUCUUAGUCGGGCUAGCAAUAUCAAGAAGUUGGGUAUCCGUGGGAAUUUAACGAAGCUUUUUGAGUUCAAGGAUGAAUCUAGUUUAUUUGACAACCUUCAGGAUUUAGGAUCUCUAGAAAAUUUGAAGUUAAAGAAUGACUUCACAUCCUCCAAGUCCAAGAUAGCCUCUCUUCCUCCUGCUCAAAACUUCCCUCUACAGUUGAGAUUGCUAACGCUGUUGGGAACCCAACUGGAUUGGACAGAACUGAACACACUGGGAAAGCUUCCUAACCUUGAGAUUCUCAAGCUAAAAGAACAUGCAUUCAAAGGGAAGAAGUGGCAGUCUCAAAGAGGGGGUUUCUUGCUGCUCCGACAUUUGCACAUUGGACACACAGAUAUGGAAGAAUGGGAAGCUGAACCAGAUCAUUUUCCUAGACUCAAGAGCGUUAAACUCGAGAAUUGCGCGAAGCUUAAGAAUGUCCCAGAUGGCUUGGCAGAUAUUUCCAGCCUUCAAUCAAUAGUCCUUCACUGCACGACAGUGAUAAGACUCAUCCUCUCAUUUAUUGUUCAUUGUGAAAAAUCAAGAAUCAAGCACUCCAGCAGCAAUCCCAUUGAUGGUAAUAAGCAAGGUAUCUCUCAGCUGAUUGUUCCUGUAUCCACUAAUCGCUUUAAGAUGGAAAGAAUUAACAGAUCAAGCGCGUAUGAAAUAUCCACACACGCUUUUGGAGUAGUAAACGAGUCAAGUGACAAUAAUAAUAGUAACAAAAGACUUGCAAUAAUGAAAGACUUGAUAGAAACAAUAAGUUUCCUGCUGGACAACAUUGUCCAGCUGCUCAAGUAUAACUAUGGUCUGGUGGCUGAUGUUAGGGACAACAUUUUGACGCUGCGGAAAGAGCUGGAAUCUCUGCAAGCCCUGAUGAGGGAUUUCGCCAAGUACAACAACGACAGCGAUUUCCUUAAACAUUUGGUGAAGGAGAUUAGAUCCAUUGUUGAAGAUGCUGAGGAUGCUGUGGAUGAUUACGUGGUCCAAGUUGCCAUCCAAAAAUCAAGAACCAGAGUUUCCAAAGUUUUUCACACCAUCGAUUAUGCUAAAAAGCUUCGGAACGUUGGGAAGAGAAUUCAGCAGAUUAGUGAUGAGGUUAAUAAACAUGUGCAGAAGGCGCAGGGUGCUUAUCAUAUCUUGAAAUAUCAGGCCCAAACGCUCCAUCGAUCCCCUAAGUCCAGAGAGGAACCAAAAGUCGAGGAAGAGCAUGUAGUCGGUUUUGAUGGUGCCAUUGAAGAAGUGAGCCAACUUCUCAUAGGUGGAUCAGAACAACUUGAAGUAAUCUCAAUAGUUGGAAUGUUAGGACUCGGGAAGACGACAUUAGCUAAAAAAGUUUUCAACCACCAAAAUGUUGAUUAUGAGUACAUGAUUCGGGUCUUUGUAUAUGUUUCAAAACAAUAUGAGAGAAAGGAUGUGUUCCUCAAGAUUCUGAGUUCAUUUGAAAAGGUCGAUGAUGAUGUGAGCCGCAUGUCCGCGGACCAGUUAGAGAAACAUCUUUGCAAGAAUCUAAAGGGUAAGCAAUAUUUGAUUAUACUAGAUGACGUCUGGGAGAAAGAUGAUUGGAGUAGAUUGAAAGAUGCAUUUCCUAAUAACAAUAAGCGUUGUAGAGUCUUAAUAACUACUCGCUAUGAGAGAGUUGCGGAGCAUGCAAAAAAUUCGGAUACUCCUUUCUAUAGGUUAGAUUUUCUGCCACUCGAUAAGAGUCGCGAGCUACUUAGAUGGAAAGUUUUCCGUGAUGAUAUUGUCCGGGAUGAGUUUGACAAGUAUGAGGAACAAAUUGCAAGGAAAUGUGACGGUUUACCAUUGGCCAUAGUAGUCAUUGCAGGUUUUAUUGUUAAUCAUCCAUACAGAAUUGAUUGGUGGCAAAAGGUUGCUGAGAGUGUGAAUGAUUAUAUUGCUAGGGAUCAAGAGCAAACUACUAAGAGGGGAUCAGAUGAGAAAAUCAAAACAUGCAUUGUGCAUGACACCCUACAUGAAUUUUGUAAGAAGGAAGCCGCGAAAGAAAAUCUGUUUCAGGAAAUUAAGAAGGACAAUCUUUCUUCCUUCUCUGGAAACUCUAUCUUGGAUCAACAUCGACGACUCUGCAUCAACAAUGUUAACUUCUCGGACUUCAUUUCUUCAACUCCUUCUGGUAAGCGUGUUCGCUCUUUCUUAACUUUCUCUAGAGAGGAUACAAAUGUAGAUGUAAAUCAAGUUGCUUCCAUUGCAAAAAACUUCAACCUUCUUAGGGUGUUGGAGAUUCAGUCCCUCAAAUUCCCACGUGUGCCUUUUGACCUAAGUAACCUUGUUCUUUUGAAAUAUAUAGCCAUAUCCUCAAAGGUCUCAGUCAUUCCGGAAAAAAUAUCUUGCUUGUGGAACAUGCAAACUCUUAUUGUGAAUACAGAUUCAUCUAGACUUGAGAUAAAAGCAAACAUAUGGAGACUCCCACGAUUCAGGCAUUUGCAUACUAAUACAUCCACAAUGUUGCCUUCACCUGAUUGCAAAAACGCAAAACAGAAAGAAGAGGUUUCUGUAGUUCAAAAUGUCCAAACUCUAUCCACCAUUGCUCCUGAAAGUUGCACAAAAGAAAUUCUUACAAGGACCAGCAAGAUCAAGAAAUUGGGUAUCCGUGGGAGAUUAACCAAGCUUUUUGGGUUAAAGGAAGAAUUAGGUUUGUUUGGGAACCUUCAGGACUUGGAAUGUCUUGAAAGUUUGAAGUUAGUGAAUGACUUCAACUCCUCCAAGAUUGAUCAUCUUCCUCCAGCUCACAGCUUUCCCCAACAACUGAGGAUGCUCACACUGGUGAGAACACAACUGGAUUGGAGCGAACUUUUUGAGCUGGGAAAACUGCCGAAUCUUGAGAUUCUCAAGCUAAAAGAUUAUGCAUUCAGAGGGACAAAGUGGCUGUCUGAAAAGGGUGGUUUCCUGCUGCUCAAACAUUUGCACAUUGGAAACACAGAUUUGGAAGAGUGGGAAGCUUCAGCUGAUCAUUUUCCAAGACUCAAGCGUCUUGAACUCGAGAGCUGCACUAAGCUCAAGAGUAUCCCAGACGGUUUGGCAGAUGUUUCCGAUCUUCAACUAGUAGACCUUCAUUGCACAACUCCCGAGCUUGCUUCCUCCGCUGUUAGACUUCAACAAAGGAAAGUUAUGAACGGCGGCAACUUUAAACUCUCUGUUUACCCUCCAGAGCAUUUGAAGAAACCGGAAAUAUAA